CAGUGAGCAAGUCAACAGCUUGUUCAAGUUUGCCAUCUUUGCAAAGAGAUGAUAUUUGGUGAAACUAGAGAAUUUUGGGGUUGGUAUGACCGCAACAGGAAGAGAAGCCAUGCAUGAAGAGGAAGAAGAAGAGAACUGGACAUGGUUCUCAGAGAAGGACACUCUGGCCAAAUUCCCUCCAUCGGCAUCCACCGGAAACAUAGAUCUCUGUGGCGGUCCACUCCCGCCUUAUAACCUCAAUAUCCAUUCUCCAGAUCCGUACGUCCCCCUUCUCUAUCCCCUCCAUCGCCCAUUGUUCCUCUUCUCUAUCCCAGCAGUUGCAGAGGACUCUGCAAAUGUCGCUGUAAAACCACCUGUAGUGCCAUGUGCGAUCGCAACAGAGGCGGAAGUGCUGGGAAAGGAUUCACUCCGACGGUAGCUUGUCUGUCAUUACUGUUGGAAAUUAAUUCCUAUUAGGCAUUAUCUCUAUAAAUAUAGAAAGUUAUUUAUU
This is a messenger RNA of Rubroshorea leprosula, 490 nucleotides long. Lineage: Eukaryota; Viridiplantae; Streptophyta; Magnoliopsida; Malvales; Dipterocarpaceae. The record is from the annotation of a GenBank genome assembly.